Trichomycterus rosablanca is the source of this 2642-nucleotide messenger RNA. It is a transcript of the gene sirt6, whose product is annotated as sirtuin 6. The record is from RefSeq and is a predicted model, not a curated record. Gene Ontology annotation, molecular function: NAD+ binding; histone H3K9 deacetylase activity, NAD-dependent; transcription corepressor activity. Bases 706 to 1647 code for a protein of 313 amino acids. The transcript has 7 exons. Gene Ontology annotation, cellular component: nucleus. Gene Ontology annotation, biological process: negative regulation of transcription by RNA polymerase II. Lineage: Eukaryota; Metazoa; Chordata; Actinopteri; Siluriformes; Trichomycteridae.
AUCACUGUCCAGGAUAAAACGAUUAAUGAAAACACACCUUAAAUUUUGAAUUUCACAGCAAAUUGCAUAUGCAUUAAUGACGAAAAGGCCUAAUAAUUAUAUAACUCUGGUUUUUCUUUUCGUAUAUUUCUAUCUUUGUUCCUUCCUGCACCAAUCUUUCACUCAGCUCAGUCGUUUGACCUAAUAACCCUCCUUUAUUCACUCUGAGCUGCUCAGAUCAAAAAGCCCUCCUGCACUGGUGGCAUUUCAGACACAAGAAUGAUCAAGAGGGGCGCUUGAAAAGAAGAAGCAUCUAUAAAAAACAUCUCUGUUCCUCUCAGUUCUCGCUGCCAAACCUGUCAUUGGGGACAAGACUUCUCUUGCUGCCUCCCAACUGGAAAUGCAUGACCUGGAUUUGUACAUUUACUAGUUCUGUAGUUGAACCCUUUUAAAAGAAAAAAACAAAACUGUGUCAAACAUAUCGCCAUAAAAAAGACACAAGGAGGUCAGUAAGUUUAAACAGUAUUAAAAAACAACAACACUGCUACACCGUAUACACAUAUACCAGAGCAACACAGUCUUUCAAGUCAUUACCAUGUUACUGUUAUUGCAGUGCUUAGAAUGGACCUUCACCCAAACAUCGUCUGGGGCAUUAUCAUAGGAAAUUAAGUGUACAGAGCCAAGGAUGAGCUACAGUCUGUAAUUGUAUACCCACAAAGUGCAUCUAUGUGGGGUCCUAAAGGAGUGUGGACGAUGGAGGAGAAGGGGGAGUCUCCGCAGUUUGACACCACUUUCGAGGAGGCGAAGCCUAGUCUGACCCACAUGGCGCUGCUUCAGUUGCAGAGAGCCGGCUACCUCAAAUACCUCAUCAGCCAGAACGUAGACGGCCUUCAUGUGCGCUCCGGCUUCCCCAGGGAUCGUUUAUCUGAGCUUCAUGGAAACAUGUUUGUAGAAGAAUGUGAGAAAUGUGGCAAGCAGUACGUGCGUGAGAAAGUCAUCGGGGUCAUGGGUCUCAAACCCACCGGCCGUUAUUGUGAAGAGACCCGUUCCAGAGGACUCCGGGCCUGCAGGGGGAAGCUGAUCAGCACGAUCCUGGACUGGGAGGACUCGCUGCCGGACCGUGACCUGAACCGGGCCAACGAGGCCAGCAGACGAGCCGACCUGGCUCUUACUUUGGGUACGUCUCUGCAAAUUAAGCCCAGCGGGGAUCUGCCUCUUCUGACCAAACGUACCGGAGGCAAAGUGGUUAUAGUCAACCUGCAGUCGACAAAACAUGACAAACACGCCCACCUGCGAAUCCAUGGUUAUGUGGACGAGGUCAUGAAGCAGCUGAUGAAACUCCUGGGCCUGGAGAUCCCAGACUGGACCGGGCCGACGCUGUGCGAGCUCUCCGGGGGCGACGCCGACAUCCUGCCCUUCGGCGCCUGGAAAAAGGAAGUAAAGAUCGAGCUGAAGAUCGAGGAGAAGAAAGAACCUGGGCUGAAGAGAAAAACAGCGAAGAAAGAGGAUGACGUAAAGAAUACGGACCGAGUCAAAACAGAGCAAAAAGAAGAAAAUGAAACGACGGACGUUUGUAAGCAGGAGCCUUUAAAUGACGUUGCCAAUGGUGAAGAUGCACAAAAAUUAUGUGGCGUUAAAAAACCUCGGAUUGAGACGUCGUCUCUGUAGAGCCGCCAGGUUUCAUGACUGGCAGAGAAAAGACCAGCAAUACAAACUCAGGCAGACAAAUCCUACAGUACUGUACUUUUCAUAAGCAGCCAGUGUGUGGACUUUCGUCCUCAAGUGUGUGUUAAUUGUGCAGACAGAUUAGUUGUUUUUUAUUUGGAGUACAGAUCUGAGACACUGAAGCAUCAGUCGCUUCUCACUGAUCAUACGAUCAGCUGUGAGUCUAGGUGCCAAGCGUCCGUUUUCAGCUUGAGCUUACAGGCGAGUUGUGUCAUUUUUAUACUCAUGAGAGCGUUCUAUGAUCCCUAAUGCAAUAUGGAUAGGGUGCUGUCAACCCCCCGAAUUAAGCAAGUGGAUAUGAAUUCUCAUUGGCGUCAAACAUUCAGACCUGUACCAUUCUUACAGUGUAUGCCAGAGCAUUUCUCAACUCAAUGUUUUUUGUCACCCAUCUAUAGACAAGGGGGGCAAAUAAUUUUGAAAAGCAACUUUCAUUCACAUUGACCAAACAACAAACAUUUUUACUUCAAAUUUUUAUAACAAACAGUCCAUACUGGUAGAGCCCUAUACAUUUUAUUUUUCUCAAAUUUUGCACAAUUACCUUCGGACAUUUGGAUAUUUUGUACUCUUUGUUUACACUAAUUUACUUAGGUUAAACCAUAAGCAACAGCUAUUUCGUCUGAUUGCUACGUUUCUUCAUCCUGCCCAAAACCACAUGUAAACAAGCCACAGAUCUGAAGUCAUAAGAACUGAUUUGAGUUACCACGGUAAGCAUUAAUAAUAAGAUACAUCAGAAGCUUGUCGAGUCAAGCAUGAUGGGCUUAGAUUUUGUUUUAUUUCAGCCCUUCACUUAUUUCAGUUGUCCCGCUAAGCCAGACUGUAUAGGACAAAUAAACACUAUAUAGUAUUUUCCAUUUAUGAUCCCAUCACUUUAUAUUCUACUGUUUUGUACUAACCCGUGCUUGGUAAUAAAGAAGGUGAGUGAGUGGUGCUGGAGUGAG